Xiphias gladius (swordfish) is the source of this 2368-nucleotide messenger RNA. It is a transcript of the gene rs1a, whose product is annotated as retinoschisin 1a. Lineage: Eukaryota; Metazoa; Chordata; Actinopteri; Istiophoriformes; Xiphiidae. The coding region runs from base 384 to 1082 and encodes 232 amino acids. The transcript is spliced from 7 exons. The record is from RefSeq and is a predicted model, not a curated record.
GUCUGUUGGUUUUCGACAGCCGGGAAGCCUCUGAGCUCACCAGUCUGAGCAGGAACGGUCUGGGAAAACCGAGCCGACUGGCCAGGAAGUCUGGACUCCUCAUCCCAGCCAGACCCACCUGCAGAAGAGAUGAAAAGUUGCAGGAGGUUUGAGUAUCAGGAUUUUUUUGACUUGAGCCCUGUGCGUGUGCAGUGAUUUCCAGAAUGUCCGUUGGUGUUGAUGGUGGUGGGUGAACAGCUGCAGGAGGGGCUUUGUCAGAUAAGGAUGGUAUUAGGUAAAGGCCAUUAAUGUCCUGUGGAUUAUUGUAAUCCAGCCUCUCUAUCACUUCUGGCUUGGUUGCUCAGUCCACAGUUGGGCUCGUCUGGUUUGAGGCAGGUUGGAAGAUGGCACUCAACGCGCAGUGUUUCCUGCUGACCCUGCUUCUUCUGGAAGCUAACGUGUUGGUCAGCAUUUAUGCUCAAGAGGCGGGUGUGUCCGAGGCAUGGACCAGCAGGUCUUGCAAAUGUGACUGUGAAGGAGGAGAAUCCCCGACUGAGUUUUCCUCCAUUGCGUCUGGCUCGACCAUGGUGCGAGGAGUGGACUGCAUGCCAGAGUGUCCAUACCACAAGCCUCUAGGCUUAGAGGCCGGAUCGCUGAGCGCAGACCAGAUCACCUGCUCCAACCAGGACCAGUACACCGGCUGGUUUUCCUCUUGGCUCCCAAGUAAGGCCCGGCUGAACACCCAGGGCUUCGGGUGUGCCUGGCUGUCUAAGUUCCAGGACAGCAGCCAGUGGCUGCAGGUUGACCUGCGGGAGGUGAUGGUGGUGUCAGGGAUCCUCACUCAGGGCCGCUGUGACGCUGACGAGUGGGUCACCAAGUACAGCGUUCAGUACCGCACCGACGAAAAACUCAACUGGAUCUAUUACAAGGACCAGACUGGAAACAACAGGGUGUUUUACGGAAACUCCGACCGCUCCUCGUCCGUGCAGAACCUUUUGCGGCCGCCCAUCGUGGCACGCUACAUCCGCAUCCUCCCCCUCGGAUGGCACACGCGCAUCGCUCUGCGCCUGGAGCUGCUGCUCUGCAUGAACAAAUGCUACUGAACCUCUCCUCCCGCCGUCCCCGAGGCCUUGUCCCCAAAAAUUCAUCUCUACCUAAAGCCCCAUCGUCACAGUGCGGUCUGAUAUAAUAUCCACAGAUUUGGCCCCCUCCAGCUACAUGUGUACAAAAACAGUUUGAGACAAAAAUAUUCUGUUUAAAACCAUUUUGAAAUACAAACUAAACAGUUUGACUUAUGUGAUUUCAUUAAAAUAUGCUCAAGGAGUUUUCAUUCUCUCCACUCUCCAUUGUCUGUGCUAAGCCAGUCUCACACUGGGGGCUUUAAUUUGGUGACUUCUCAAUUGAUUGUUCCAUUUGCAAUGAAAUGGCAUGAACUCAAAGCAGUAAUUAGGCAUGGAGAGGGAGAGGCAGCGUUGCGAUGGAGGUUCUAUCCACAGGUCUGAGACAAGCUCUUCCGAAACACUUGUGUCCUUCUGUGACAGGUCAAUUAAUUUCUGUCUCCUGCUGUUUAAUGGUAAACAGGGAAUUUACAGGUCUGCACCUCUCAGUCAGUCUCUCCUCCGUUUUCUCCUUAAAGGGUAAGGCUGGUGAUGUCCUAUAUUUUUCUUACCAUCAACAAAAACCGAAAAAAAAAAUUAAAAAAUGAAUUGAUCCUAUGAAAAAAUAUUGUCUGCGUGGCCAAAGACUGACAGUUUAUUCCAUAUUACGUUUUAUUAAUCCCAGUAGGUGACAUUUCCCUUCAUUACAAAGAUCUACAGUGCCCAUCACUGUAGUUUAUUUGGAGUCAAUAACUUAUACACUGUCCUCCUGCUUUAAAUACUAAAUGUGUGUCAAACGUGUAUUAAUCUGCAGCUGGAAAUAGUCGCCGACAAUGCACCAUUCACUCCUGUUUGAGUAGUUUUUGCUAAAAACUACAGUCCCCAGCUGUUUGAGGAAAAUAUUUAAACUUUUUUCAAUAUAAAGAUAUAUAAUUGUGACCCACUCUUUGGAUCUUUAUCUUCAGUAUGAACAAAUGGUCUUGGGUGCCAAAGCCAGAGAGUAUUCAGAAAAGGACUAACACGUCGUUUAUUUCGGUCUUUUCGUGGGAUUUGUUGAUAAUAAGAAAAAUGGAGAACACUGCCAGACAUUUUCUUCAAAUAUGCCUGUGAUUUCACUUCCUAUUUUCUCUUUUUUGUUUGUAAACACUCAGAAUUUUUACCUCAGGUGCUUUUUCAGUGCAAUAUAAAGAUCGUGGGGUGGAAAAUUCACUACUAUUCAGAUGUGGUUUUGUUUUGUGGUUAACCCGUUUUUUUUUUUUUUGAUUAGUUUUUUUUAACUUUUCAAUUCAAUU